Molecule: messenger RNA, 2253 nt
Organism: Mercenaria mercenaria
Lineage: Eukaryota; Metazoa; Mollusca; Bivalvia; Venerida; Veneridae
Product: thimet oligopeptidase-like
Exons: 17
Coding region: 11-2191 (726 amino acids)
Biological process (GO): peptide metabolic process; proteolysis
Cellular component (GO): mitochondrial intermembrane space
Molecular function (GO): metalloendopeptidase activity
Source: RefSeq, a predicted model, not a curated record
UUUUAACCGAAUGCAUCAUUUGAUGGCAACAUCGAUCCGGCGUCUUGGGUUUAUUUCAAGUAGAAUUUUACCAAGUAUAUCGACUGUCAGUUGUGUAAAGUCCUCCCAAAGUAUUCACCUCUCUUUUAUUAACUGUAGGUUACAACUGAUUUACAGAAAAUUUCAUUUUUCAUCCACAAAUUUGAGAAUGACUAAGGCAUCCGGUAACCGGCUAAACUGGAAACUCACCCAGGAGCUGAUCGAGAAAUCCACUGAAGAACUCAUAACGAAAAAUAAAGCAAUCUACGACACCGUUGGUGCUGUUAAUGCAAAUGACGUUACAUAUGAAAAUGUAGUAAAGCCACUUGUAGAUUUAGACAGGGAGUAUGCAGUUGAGAGAAACAAUAUUGAUUUUGUUCAACAUGUUUAUGCAGACAAAUCACUCAGAGACUGCAGUGUGGAAGCAGACAAGAAGCUCUCUGAAUUUGAUGUUGAAAUGAGUAUGAGACAGGAUGUGUUUGAUUCUCUUGUCGCAUUUGAGAAGACAGGAAUGGAAGGGUUAUCAGCAGAAGUUAAACGUUAUAUUGAAAGACAAAUCAAACUGGGCAAGAGGAAUGGGUUACAUUUACAGAAAGAAACACAGGACAGAAUUAAGGCAAUCAAAAAGAGAAUGAGUGACCUUUCUAUAGACUUCAGUAAAAAUCUUGGUGAAGAGAAUACAAUACUGGAAUUCACAGAGGAAGAACUUGCUGGACUCCCAGAAGACUUUGUUAAAUCUCUUGAAAAGACAGAUGCUGGGAAGUGUAAGGUAUCACUAAAAUACCCACACUAUUUUCCAUGUAUGAAGAAAGCUCGAAAUCCUGAUACUAGGAGAAGACUGGAAACUGCAUUUAAUUCAAGGUGUGUGAAAGAAAAUACAGCGAUCCUGGAAGAGUUAAUCAGGCUGAGGCAUGAGAAAGCACAAUUGUUGGGUUUUAAAACUCAUGCAGCAUUUGUUUUGGACAUGAGGAUGGCAAAGACUCCAGAAAAAGUUGCAACUUUCUUGAAAGAUUUGGGGGAGAAGUUAAAACCAUUAAAACAACAAGAUAUGGAACUUUUCUUGAAGUAUAAGAAGGAAGAUUGUGAUCAGUAUGGUUACAACUUUGACAACAAGAUCAACAUGUGGGAUUACCGUUACUAUAUGACUGUUGUUGAAGAGAAGAAGUACGCUGUAGAUCAGAACACGCUGAAAGAAUAUUUCCCUAUGGAAGUUGUAACGAAGGGAUUACUUGAUAUAUACCAGGACUUGCUAGGUUUACAGUUCAUACAGAUACCUGGAGCUGAUGUCUGGCAUGAAGAUGUCACCAUGUACAGCGUUACAGACAAGGAAUCGAAGAAUCUGCUCGGUUACUUUUACCUAGAUCUAUUCCCCAGGGAAGGAAAGUAUGGCCAUGCUGCAUGCUUUGGCUUACAGCCUGGUUGUCUGUAUGGCGAUGGUACUAGAAUGGUCAGUGUGGCAGCCAUGGUAGCUAAUUUCACAAAACCAACUAAAGACAAACCUUCAUUGCUCUCUCAUGAUGAGGUGGAGACUUAUUUUCACGAGUUUGGUCAUGUGAUGCAUCAGAUAUGUGCCCAGUCGGAGCUUGCCUUCUUCAGUGGUACACAUGUGGAGAGAGAUUUCGUAGAGGCACCAUCCCAGAUGUUAGAGAACUGGUGCUGGGAACGUGAACCGCUCAACCGAAUGUCCAAACAUUACAAAGAUGGUAGUGCAAUACCUGACGAUUUGUUGGAGAAGCUGUUACUUAGCAGGAAAGCCAAUGCUGGGGUGUUCAAUACCAGACAGAUUCUCCUUGGAACAUUUGAUCAGACCAUACAUAAAAGUGCUGAGGCAGAUACUGCAGCAGUGCUGUCAAAGUUGACGGAAGAACUAAUGGGGUUUGCAUCCACUCCAGGGACCAAUAUGGCAGCUUCCUUUGGUCAUCUGGCUGGGGGAUAUGAUGCACAGUACUAUGGAUAUAUGUGGAGCGAGGUUUUCUGUAUGGAUAUGUUUGCGUCAAGAUUUAAGAAAGAAGAUGUAAUGAGUCCAAAAGUUGGUGCCGACUACCGAAGGUGCAUCCUUCAACCUGGUGGCUCACUGGAUGCAGAUGUGAUGCUGCAUAACUUCCUUGGCCGUGAUCCCAUUCAGGAACCAUUCUUGAUAAGCAAAGGCUUGCAGCCAGACAGCAACUUGUGACCUUGAUUAUACAAAAUGUCAAACGGGUUCAUGUUGAAAAAAGCAUUAAAUCCAAAAGAAUA